AUGACGUGCAAAAAGGCUAAAAUGCGUCCGUGUAAUGUGAAAUUUAUUUGCCUUCCCGUGAGACCGGGCUGCAUAUAAUAUAAUCGUUUGAAUCCAUUUUACACAGAAACAGGACUCUGGAUUUUGUCCCCCAUCACUCACAUUAGAAGCCCAUUGAAGGGUCCUGGUAUUUGUUUAAGAUGACAGAUUUGGACAUUUGUCCUUUAAUAAUAAGUUAGGGACGAGGAGAUGGGACAGUGAUGGAUUAGGAGGACACUUUGGUCAAAGCUCUUGUAGUCUGGACUGUGCCCCACUAAAGGUCAAUCAAGAUCAUACAUGGAUUAUUGCACAGCGGCAACAUUGGAGCUGGAUGUCCAGUUGCUCUCUCUACUGCAGUCUACAUUCCCUGCUGUCCUGAUCACAGCUGACAUUGUGGAGGGCAGCGCUCAGCUCACAGAAUUCAAAGCUCUGGUAGCAAAGACCACCAACCUUCAGAAGAUUCCAUUUGCUUGGCAUUUCAUGAGAAGUGAGAACUAUGAGAGGGAAAUCAAAGCAAACAGAGGCAUGAAGACAUUCGACCUCAUACACAUGGUUCAUAUGAUCUACUAUGUGGAUAACCUCGCCGAUACUAUCAAGUUCUAUCACAGCCUUCUGAAGAACAAUGGCAGGCUUAUGAUCAUUGUUUCAACAGCUAACUCUGGCUGGGACACCCUGUGGAAGACUUACAAGGAGGAGCUGUGCAUUGGUCGCAUCACAGAGUACUGCACAUCGGUAGAUGUUACCGCCUGCCUGAAGAGCCUGGGACUGAAAUACGAGGAGCACGUCAUUCCCAUUACCGUCGACAUCUCUGAGUGCUUCGAUCCAAGCAGCCAGACUGGAGAACAGCUGCUGAAUUUUUUCACAAUGAAAGAUCACUUCCACCAGUCCUUCACCCCGGAGAUCAGAGCAGGCAUGUUAGACCUCCUCAGAAACAAGUGCAGCACUGAAAAAGAUGGCAGGUUAUUCUUUAACGUUGAUUCAAGCUGCAUACUUGUUUAUGCUUGAGUAUGUGCUAUGGAAAAAAUGUUCAUAUAUUCUGAUUUCUCUUCUUGUAUCCCUGCCAUUUGAUCAAAAGUACAGUGUAUUUUCUUGUUGCUCAGAUUAAGUUUACCAUGUGCAGUAGGCCUAGUAUUCAGUCUCUUUAGUCUGUAUUCACCUCAUUUACUCUGUAUGUGUACAGAAAUGGUCAAUAAAAUCUAUUCAGGUGCUAUUUAUAAAAUCACUGCCACAGACUGUGUGCCUUAUAAAACAUUAUAUCUUUAUAUCAAAGCCUUGACUGACUGACACAGUUUUAGCCUCUUGUAAACGGAUUUCUGUGCAACAUCAUCAAAGAGAUGCGCCCCCUAUAAAAUGUAUUUACUGGUAUUAAUUUAAAGUGUAUACUGUAUUAAAGUGUAAUUGUAAAUUUGUAA
Messenger RNA from Sebastes umbrosus (honeycomb rockfish), 1430 nucleotides. RefSeq names its product histamine N-methyltransferase-like. The record is from RefSeq and is a predicted model, not a curated record. Gene Ontology annotation, molecular function: N-methyltransferase activity. Bases 316 to 1023 code for a protein of 235 amino acids. The transcript has 5 exons. NCBI's taxonomy places the organism in Eukaryota, Metazoa, Chordata, Actinopteri, Perciformes, Sebastidae.